ACUCUGCCGUAUGCGUUUUCGCUCAUAUAUAAAGUCAAGUCACACGUCGACACAUCCGUACAAUUACGUCAGACACGUCAGUGAAUAAUACGUGCUAGCCAUGAAACUCGCAGUGUUUUGCCUGGUGGUCGUAGUCACCACUGUCCUGUGUGCUCCACAAGAACAGUACACUAAUCGAUUUGACAACAUAAAUGUAGACGAGAUUCUACACAAUGACCGAUUGUUGAAGCGAUAUGUCGAUUGCUUGCUGGACAAGCCCAACGUGAGGUGUCCCCCUGAAGCUGUUGAACUGAAGAAAUAUAUACACGAGGCAUUGGAGACCGAAUGCGCGAAAUGUUCGGAUCACCAGAAGCAGCUUGUGCGAAAGGUGAUAAAAUUCUUGGUGACAAACAAGAGAGACAUGUGGAACGAGCUGAAGGCGAAAUAUGAUCCGGAUGGAGAAUUCACGAAGAAGUAUGAAAACAUGGCCAAAGAAGAGGGCGUGCAGAUCUAAUCGACGAGAAUCUAAUCGAUGAGGGGACGCUGGAGGGGAAAACUUAUUAUGGCGCAAUGUUAAUUGCCUCAUUAUCCUUCUAGUUAUAAUUCGACACGAAUAUAAAAUAUUCGAUUAUAGAAUGUAACAUAUCUACGCGCAUAUGCAAAUAAAAUAUUGUUCGUGAUAUAAA
Pogonomyrmex barbatus (red harvester ant) is the source of this 665-nucleotide messenger RNA. It is a transcript of the gene CSP3, whose product is annotated as chemosensory protein 3. NCBI's taxonomy places the organism in Eukaryota, Metazoa, Arthropoda, Insecta, Hymenoptera, Formicidae. The record is from RefSeq and is a predicted model, not a curated record.